AUGGAUCCCGAAGCUCUCAAGCACUAUCUGGCUGAUAGCCCGCCUACGGUUGUGCCGCUGGCCAUCAAGCCUCACUUUGAAGCUCUCAACGACCAGCAGAAGCUCUACUCCCACUACCUCUCCAUGUCAGCCUACCCCACGCCUGCCCAUCUGCCCGUCAUUGUCGGCGGGGGCUCGCCUGAGCUGUGCAGAGCUGCAGUACAUCGCCAGGAUGCCAGCGAAACACGUGAAGACAUUUGCGUAGUGAAGCUGAGCUAUGCUUGCUUCGCCGGUACGCGCAUUGUCCUCCGCCAAAUUUCCCCCGAGUCCGAGCACAUAUACGAUUUCAUCGUCACCCUCCACCGUCAUUACAACGGAGAUUGGAAGAAGGCUCAGAAGGAUGCCGGCCUCUCGGACGACGAGCUCAACGCGUUCUUGGACUACGCCGCUCAGUUCCUGGGCAACGCCGGUAACUACAAGAGCUUUGGUGACUCCAAGUUCAUCCCGCGUCUCGAAUCCAGGCAGCUGAAGGCUCUCGCCACUCUGACCCCCGAAUCGCUGCAGCUGUACGAAAAGUUCAAGAACGACAUCUUCGCGGACAAGCAUGUUGGGACGAUGCAUUUGGGAUACCCCGAUGCGGGCCACCUGUCUACGUACUACCCCGACUCCCCCGAUAUCACUAAGGAGGAGAUCACCAUCAUCAGUGAUUUCUUGGAGAACAAGAGACUUCUUCCCGAGAACACUAGGAUCAGGAAGACUAAGGAUGGUUUCGAUGUCCUGAUUGCAUCUUCGCUGGACUCGCCCUCGCAGGACCAGCGCGACAUCAAGGAGUCUGAGUGGGAGCUGGAUGGCAAGCUCAAGGGCAAGAAGCUCAAGCUUGUCUUUGGCGACUACUCCAAGGAGAUGGCCACGAUUGCUGAUGCGAUCAAGAAGGCGAGACAAUACGCUAGCAACGACACCGAAAAGUCAAUGUUGGACGCGUACGAGAAGUCGUUCACCACUGGCUCUCUGGAGGCCUACAAAGACAGCCAGAGGUUCUGGAUUCGGGACAAGGGUCCCAUGGUCGAGACAGACAUCGGCUUCGUUGAGACCUACCGUGACCCUCACGGUAUCCGCGGCGAGUGGGAAGGCUUCGUGGCUAUGGUCAACAAGGAAAGGACCAGGGCCUUCGGUAAACUGGUCGAGGCUGCCCCGUCUCUCAUUCCUCGCUUGCCAUGGGAGAAGGAGUUCGAGAAGGACAAGUUCCUCAGCCCCGACUUCACGUCCCUCGAGGUUCUCACUUUUGCCGGCAGCGGCAUUCCGGCGGGUAUCAACAUCCCCAACUAUGACGACAUCCGUCAGAAGGAAGGAUUCAAGAACGUGAGCUUGGGUAACGUUCUCUCUGCAAAGGCGCCGAAUGAGAAGAUCCCGUUCAUCAAAGACAGCGAUGAUGAAGUCUACAGGAAGUUCCGUGACCCCGCUUUUGAGGUCCAAGUCGGCCUUCACGAGCUGCUUGGUCACGGAUGUGGUAAGCUCUUGCAGGAGACUUCUCCCGGUGAAUACAACUUCGACAUCAAGAACCCUCCCAUCAGCCCCCUGACCAACAAGCCGAUCACUACCUGGUACAAGCCUGGCCAGACUUGGGGAUCGGUGUUCGGUCCAGUUGCUGCCAGCUACGAAGAGUGCCGUGCAGAGUGCGUGGCCAUGGCCCUGUCUUGUGAUUUUGACAUUCUCAAGAUCUUCGGUUUCGGCUCUGGCGAGACGGACAUCAAUGGCGAGGCGGGUGAUGUGCUGUAUGCAGGAUACCUCAGCAUGGCUCGUGCGGGUGUCGCUGCGCUUGAGUUCUGGGACCCCAAGUCGCGCAAGUGGGGACAGGCUCACAUGCAGGCGCGUUUCUCGAUCCUGCGUGUAUUCUUGAACGCCGGCAAGGAGUUCUGCGAGCUUGAGUACACGAAGGAUGACCUGUCAGACCUCACAAUCCGCCUUGAGAGGAGCAAGAUUCUGAGCCUCGGUCGCCCGGCUGUGGAGAAGUACCUCCAGCAGCUGCACAUCUACAAGGCAACGGCGGAUGUCGAGAAUGGCACCAAGAUGUACAAUGACAUCACCCAUGUCGACGAUUUCUUUGCCGACAAGGUCAGGCCUGUCGUGCUUGCUAAGAAGCAGCCGAGGAAGGUGUUCGUCCAAGCCAACACGGUGGUGGAGGGUGACAAGGUGGCUCUGAAGGAAUACGAGGCUACUGCGGAGGGUAUGAUCCAGAGCUACGCGGAUAGGGAGUACAUCUAA
Lasiodiplodia theobromae is the source of this 2241-nucleotide messenger RNA. RefSeq names its product Dipeptidyl peptidase iii. The transcript is spliced from 2 exons. Lineage: Eukaryota; Fungi; Ascomycota; Dothideomycetes; Botryosphaeriales; Botryosphaeriaceae. Bases 1 to 2241 code for a protein of 746 amino acids. Gene Ontology annotation, molecular function: metalloexopeptidase activity; dipeptidyl-peptidase activity. Gene Ontology annotation, biological process: proteolysis. The record is from RefSeq and is a predicted model, not a curated record. Gene Ontology annotation, cellular component: cytoplasm.